GAAGUUAGGAACUAUUCUGUCAUCUCGAAAUCAGUCCCCAGCCACCACCUGGAGGUUGGCAACCCUAAGGUGCAAUGACGCCUGCACCCUAAAUCUAAAUCUGCAGCCAGGGCGGCUUGCUGAGACUCGUUCGAAUCUCAGAAGACGCCGCCUUCGGUGUUGGAGCCUUGAUCAAGCCCUAGUUGGCGCACUGCUGUUUCGUCAUCAGGAAGUGCCGAGGAGAGGCCGCCGAUCCGGCCCGCGAUGGCGCUGUUCCUCGUCCACAGGUACGCUGGUGAUGAGGAAGGUGAGCAAGAAGACCAGUCACAGGUGCUCUUGCAACAGCUGCAGGAACGGGCAAAGGCCCGCCAGCUCCAAAAACAGCAACAGGGUCAGCCAAUUUCUACAGAGCUAACAAAGCAAGAGAAUGAAGUUUCUGAAUUGAACUCUGAGAAGGAAUCAAAGCAGGUGACCAAGAAGAGAAAAAGGAGAUCAAGUGAUGGAUCACCCUGCAUAGAAGGCCAAAGAAAGCAAAACAGGCAGCUACAAGUUGAUGGGAAGGAAAGACCAGAAGAGGAAGAUGAUUCAACUAGGAGCAGAACUCCAAAGAGCAGAAGGAAGUCCAAAAUGCCACCAAGAAGGACCGAACCAGGAAGUGAUGGUAGCUCUGAGAAUCACCUGGACAAUAGCUGUAUGGCAGCGGGAGGGAGAGAGGAUAGCUCUAAAACUAGAGAGAAAGAAAGCCAACGAAGAGAGGAACAGAAGAUGUUGAAUCAGAAAGGAAUCCUUCCAUCUUCUGAUGUGAUUAUCCUUGGCAGUUCUCAUCGAAAGGUUGUGCAGAAGGUCCAGCCUUUUUUGCCACAAUGGCUUGCUCAACCCAAGGUAAUCCAGAAAAGGAUCAAAGAGAACCUUAUCCCACUCCAGGACAUUCCAGAAAUCCACUCUAAAUUGAAGAAGAAACUACAAGCAAAUGGAAUAGAAGCUUUGUUUCCAGUUCAGGCGGAGGUGAUCCCAGCCAUUUUGGAGAGUGUGUCUAGUGGGUUUUUGGCCCCGAGGAGUGGUUACCAGCCAUGUGAUAUUUGUGUCUCGGCUCCUACAGGCAGUGGUAAAACAUUGGCCUUUGUCAUCCCUGUGGUACAGGCCCUGUUAGAACGAGUCAUUUGCCAGGUGCGAGCCUUGGCAGUCUUGCCCACUAAAGAGCUAGUACAGCAGGUGACUAAAGUAUUCAAUAUUUACACUGAUGGGACGGGAUUGAAAGUUGUUCAGCUGAGUGGGCAGAAGUCUUUUGAGAAGGAGCAAGAGUCUCUUACUGAAAAAACGCUUGCUGGGUUCCACAGUCUGGCAGACAUUGUUGUAGCCACCCCUGGGCGCCUCGUGGACCAUCUUCAGCGAAGUCCUCAGUUCAACCUUAGAGAACUUCGAUUCCUGAUCAUUGAUGAAGCAGACCGCAUGAUUGACAACAUGCACCAGGACUGGCUGUCGCAGGUUUUGAAGGCUGUGUAUGGAGCUGAGGAAGGCACUGGACCCGGGCGGCUGUUCAGGAGAGCAGCUCAGGAGCCCAUCACAGCAGCCAGAGCCUUCUGCCCCCAGAUCCCUCUGCAAAAGCUUCUCUUCUCAGCCACACUGAGUCGGGAUCCUGAGAAGUUGCAGCAACUGGGCCUCUAUAAGCCUCGCCUCUUUACUUCUGUCUACUCCAAGACACAGUCGGAUGACACCGAGGCGCAGCAGGAGAAGAAAUACACCCUCCCCGAGGGGCUGUCGCAAUAUUAUGUGCCGUGCAACUUGCGAUCCAAGCCGCUGUUUCUUCUGCAUUUCCUGCUGCGAAUGAAAUUCAGCCGAGUGCUGUGUUUCACCAACAGCAAAGAAACUUCCCACAGGCUGUUUCUGCUCAUUCGAGCCUUUGGUGGAGUGAAUGUGGCUGAAUUCUCUUCUCGAUUGAGUCCAGGAGAAAGAAAGCGGACCCUGAAGGAGUUUGAACAAGGGAAGAUCCAGCUCUUAAUCAGCACAGAUGCCACUGCUCGAGGACUUGACAUUGGAGGAGUGAAAUACGUAAUCAGCUAUGAUGCCCCUCAGUUUAUCCGGACCUACAUUCACCGGGUGGGCAGAACAGCUCGUGCUGGGAGAGCUGGCCUGGCCUUCACCAUGCUGCUAAAAGUGCAGGAACGCAAAUUCUUGAAAAUGCUGAAAGAAGCUGGCCUUCCUGAGUUGGAACAGCAGCUAGUGAACAGCGAGAGCCUCAAGCCUCUUCUCCAUCAGUAUGAAGAAGCGCUGGCUGAACUCCAGAAUAUUGUCAAGGAGGAGCGAGUCAUGAAGCGAUUCUGAGCAACCAUGGGAACGGGUGCUGUCUUUUUAGCUGAUACAAAGAAUAAUCAGGGACUGGAGAACUCCGCGGUCAUGGGUUGGGCUCUGACCUCAGGGGUGUACAAUGUUCAGAAGCAGGCACCAUUACCAGUUCCCUGGAGAAUGGAAAAGUGAAAGAGGAACGCUGAUCCAAAGUGUGAGCAGAGAGAGCUUGCCAGCAUGCCUUUAUCCUUAAGGUGCACUGAGACGACCAGCAGAAUAUUUUUAGACGAGAGGCUCUUUCCCAAUGGGCCUUUAACCCAGAGUGAUGGAAAGAGGAGAGAGCCCACAGCCUCUUCCUGAGAGGGAACUGACUCCUGUUCAGCCUUGCUUGAGAGAAUGCAGCUCUCUUGUUGCCUUGUUGUUUUCUCAACAUGGUGUCUUACAGUCCAGCUGUUGCUGCUGCUACUGCAUUAGAAGCACUUUCCCUGGAGGAAAUUUUAUUUAAAUAAAAAUUGCCUUUGCUUUCUGGUGCAGGCAAGAUUUUUCUUUUGGAAA
Molecule: messenger RNA, 2817 nt
Organism: Eublepharis macularius
Lineage: Eukaryota; Metazoa; Chordata; Lepidosauria; Squamata; Eublepharidae
Gene: DDX51
Product: DEAD-box helicase 51
Exons: 16
Coding region: 244-2301 (685 amino acids)
Cellular component (GO): nucleus
Molecular function (GO): nucleic acid binding; ATP binding
Source: RefSeq, a predicted model, not a curated record